CAUUAUUCUUUUUUCCCAUUCUACAUACAAAGCAUAAUUUUGCGGCGCAACCUUUAUCGUUGUUGUAUGCACGAUCUAAACUAACUUGGCUCAAACAGAGGAAUACCUCCCUUGCCAACAAGAUUAAAAGAACGGUAACUUGUUGAAGAAUUUAAUUGAUUUGAAGAUUUUUCAGAUAUCUAAUGAAGAAUUUUUAUAUGAAAGCAUUUUGUGCUUGCUAUCCUCAUAUGUGGAAAUUGAAUGAAUUUAGUAUGCAACUUAUAGUUUGUUUGUUUAUUUAAUUUAUGACGUAUGGCAGUCUGGACCCGCACCGGGUCAGUCAUUAUGGCUGCACCCAACUCACCUCCGGUGCGUUAUUGUUGGGAACCGGCGAGCCAAAUGAAGUGACGCAGUCACCCAAACCCACGCCGGCAGCGGACCCCAAUCCACUGAAAUCCCUAGUCAACAAGGCAACUGUGCGGGUCCCACUGGUCCUCUACGUGGCAGAUCCACUAAAAACUAAAAACUGCAUUUGAUAAUGCCACUGACGUCCGCCACGUAAAAAACGGAGAUUGAUUUCCUUUUUUCUGUACUCUCUCUUCACUUUUUGGCGGGUAAAUCCCUAAUUCUUCCGCUAAAACAUUUUCCCUUCCCUCCUUCCCCCAAAGGAAUCCAAUAACACUUUUCCCGCUAUCCUUUUUCCUGACAACCCGGCCUCUAAGCCCAGCCCGGCCCGCCCCUCAAAAGACCAAACGAAGCCAGUAAGCCACUCUUUUUAAUUGACCAAUUGCGAAAGUAAGUCUUCUACUAGGGUUUAAUCCAAAGAAGAAAAUCUUUUUACUAGGGUUUUUACUGGCCUUUGGGGGUGAUUUGUCACCUUGCGCAUGGCUUGUCACAGUCGCACCGCAUUGAGACAAAAUUAAGCUUAUUAACUGUGCGAAAAGGGGUUUUCUUGGUAUUAAAAAUGAAGAACAAAUGUGGGGUUUAUGGAAUCUAAGUGGACAGUUACUAGUUCGUACUCGUACUAAUACUCGAGCUUUUUAGUGGCUGGGUCCCUUUUGCAUUCAUUCCUAAAAUUUGAUUGUUUUUGUCCAGGAGGAUGCCGUCUUGAAGCUCCCAUUUUCAUUGUUGGCCACAGCGUGAGGGUGAGUUCAUUCUUCUCAUUUCUCUCUACCCAGCAGCUGUUCAGUGUGUUUGGUUGCUUUGAGUGAGUGAGCAAACGAAACCCAUGUGCAUUUUUUGUAUUUGCAGGAGAUUUGGCUUCCCUUUUUCUUUAAAGUUGAGAGAGUUCUUUUGUAGGGAAAGGAUUCCCAACCCGGAACCACCCACCUCCCACAUUGUUAAAUCAAAAGUUUUGAGAGAUCUUUUGUGGGAAAAUGUCGUCUCUUUUACCUUUUUCGGUUGCUGUACACGGCUGGCUUUCGUUGUAGCUGGUUUUUUCGCCAUUUAAAGCUCUCUCUGGGUCAGCUCUUUUGAAGACGAAUCUUUACUUUCUCGAAGCUUGGAGGAGCUGGUGGUUGGAAAGGGUCUCACAAACUCGCCGGAGUUGGUUCAAGGUCUGUAUUUGUCUUUUCCUCUCUGGGUUUUCUGCACAUUUCCUCAUUUACCCGCUGAAUGGUUGAAAUGGCUCGCUCUUGCUAGGUUUCCAGCUUCAGAGAUCCUCGUUUCUGGUUGAAAAGUGGGUGGUGGUAGUUUCUUUAGUCGGAAAAACUUUCCCAUUUUGAUAUUUGCGGUUGAGGUUACCUUACUGCUGUGGAGAGGUGAAGCAAAGGCAUUACUACAGUACUAUGAAGCUUUUGAGGUUGUUAGUUUUGUCCCUCCUGUUCCUAUCUGCCAUGGGGCAGCUCCCUUCACAGGAUAUCUUAGCUUUGCUUGAGUUUAAGAAGGGUAUCAAGCAUGACCCAACUGGGUAUGUUCUCCAGUCAUGGAACGAGGAGUCAAUAGACUUCAACGGCUGCCCUUCUUCUUGGAAUGGCAUAGUAUGCAAUGGGGGAAAUGUAGCUGGAGUUGUUCUAGAUAACUUGGACCUCGCUGCAGAUGCAGACUUGAGUGUUUUUGCCAACCUCACAAUGCUUGUUAAGCUCUCCAUGGCAAACAACUCCAUAACGGGCCAGAUUCCUGUAAACAUUGGUGACUUCAGGAGCCUCGAGUUCCUUGAUCUUUCCAACAAUCUCUUUUCUUCAUCCCUGCCUCCUGGGGUUGGUAAAUUGGCGAGCUUAAGGAACCUCUCUUUAGCUGGGAAUAACUUCUCUGGUUCUAUUCCUGACUCAAUCUCUGGGCUUUCAUCCAUUCAGUCCCUGGACUUGAGCCACAACUCGUUUUCUGGGGUAGUACCAGUGUCACUGACCAGGCUGAAUAGCCUGGUUUUCCUAAACAUGUCUUCUAACAGGUUUAUGAAGAAAAUCCCCAGAGGGUUUGAACUGAUUUCGAGUCUACAAGUGCUUGACUUGCAUGGAAACAUGUUUGAUGGUCGUCUUGAUGGGGAGUUUUUCCUUCUAACAAAUGCCAGCCAUGUAGAUUUCAGUGGGAAUAUGUUGGGUGGUUCUAGUUCAGGGAAAUUAUUGCCAGGUAUAUCUGACAGUGUCAAGUACUUAAACUUGAGUGGCAAUCAGCUUACUGGUUCACUAUUGAGUGGAACCGAGUUGCGCUUGUUCUCUAGCUUGAAAGUGUUGGAUUUGAGCUACAAUCAGCUAUCUGGAGAGCUGCCUGGAUUUGAUUUUGCUUAUGAGCUGCAGGUCCUCAAACUCAGCAACAAUAUGUUCACUGGAUUUGUCCCCAAUGACCUAUUGAAAGGAGAUUCACUACUUCUCAAUGAGCUUGACUUGAGUGGAAACAAUCUAUCAGGAUCAAUAACUGCAAUUAUGUCAACAACUCUGCGUGUGCUUAAUCUCGCAUCGAAUGGACUCAAGGGGGAACUUCCUUUGUUAACAGGAGGCUGUGGUGUUCUUGAUCUAUCAGGCAACCAGUUUCAGGGAAAUCUCUCCAGGAUACUGAAAUGGGCAAAUGUUGAAUACCUUGAUCUCAGCAAGAAUCGUUUGACAGGGCCAAUUCCUGAGGCAGCCCCUCAACUCUUGCGUUUGAAUUAUCUCAACCUCUCCUACAACUCUCUUACUGGCUCUCUCCCAAGAGCUAUUACCCAGUUUCCAAAGAUGAGGGUCCUGGAUCUAACUUCCAACCAGUUAGAAGGCCCACUGUUGACUGAUCUUUUGACUUUGCCUACUCUGCAAGAACUUCACCUUGGCAACAAUGCACUCAGUGGUGCCAUCGACUUCCCUCCUCCCAAUACUAAAUCCAACCUUCAAGUUCUCGACUUUUCUCACAAUCGUCUUGAUGGGUAUUUCCCUGAUCGGUUCGGGUCACUGACAGGACUUCAACAGCUCAAUCUUGCAGGAAAUAACAUUUCUGGUUCUCUACCAACUUCCAUGUCUGGCAUGAGUUCACUUACCUUGCUUGAUUUGUCGCAGAAUCACUUCACAGGUCCUAUACCCAGCAACUUGUCGACAGCCCUUGCAAGCUUCAACGUUUCCAACAAUGAUCUUUCAGGGGUUGUCCCAGAGAACUUAAGGACAUUCCCUACCUCUUCAUUCUACCCUGGAAACACCAAAUUAACUCUCCCAGGCGGCCCUCCUGGAUCAAGCAAUGCCCCAGCUGAAAAAUCGAGGAGGAAACCAAUCAACACAGCAGUAAAGAUAGUAGUGAUAGUUUCCUGUGUGAUUGCAGUAAUCAUUCUCAUAAUGCUUGCCGUCUUCAUCCAUUACAUCCGCUUAUCAAGCCGAUCUUCGGCAGACGAAGUCGCCGGGAAAGCCAUCGGGAGCCGCCCGGGGAGCAAGAUAUCCGGUGUUGGCGGAAGCAGCGGGGGCGGUGGACCGUUAGUUGUUUCUGCAGAGGAUCUGAUGUCAGCUCGCAAACCUUCAUCGUCCGAAAUCCUGAGCCCCGACGAGAAACUGGCUGCUGUAACUGGAUUCUCACCGUCGAAGCACAGCCGGGUGUCCUGGUCCCCAGAGUCAGGAGAUUCGCUGCCUUCUGAAGCACUGGCGAGACUGGAUGUUCGGUCACCUGAUCGGCUAGUUGGUGAGCUGAAUUUCCUCGAUGACAGCAUUGCAUUGACCCCCGAGGAGCUGUCGAGAGCCCCUGCUGAAGUAUUGGGCAGGAGCAGCCAUGGCACUUCCUACAGAGCUACUCUGGAUAACGGCGUGUUCUUGACUGUGAAGUGGUUGAGAGAAGGCGUGGCCAAGCCGAAGAAGGAUUUCGCAAAGGAGGCGAAGAAGUUUGCCACUAUCAGACACCCGAAUGUGGUGGGAUUGAGAGGAUAUUACUGGGGGCCGACGCAGCAUGAGAAGCUCAUUCUUUCAGACUACAUCUCGCCGGGAAGUCUGGCAAGCUUUCUCUUUGAUCGGCCAGGCAGAAGAGGCCCGCCACUGACAUGGCCACAGAGGCUGAAGAUCGCAGUGGACGUUGCACGCAGCCUGAACUACCUCCAUUUCGACCGUGCAGUUCCACACGGCAACCUCAAGGCCACCAACGUCCUCCUCGACGGUCCAGAGCUCAACGCACGAGUCUCCGACUACUGCCUCCACCGCCUCAUGACACAAGCAGGCACCGUGGUCCAAAUCCUCGACGCGGGCGUGCUGGGCUACCGCUCCCCCGAGCUGGCUGCUUCCAAGAAACCUGCUCCGUCGUUCAAGUCGGACGUGUAUGCGUUCGGUGUGAUCGUGCUGGAGCUGCUGACGGGAAGGUGUGCAGGGGACGUGAUCUCGGGCGAAGAAGGGGCGGUCGACUUGACGGACUGGGUCAGGCUGAGGGUGGCGGAAGGGAGAGGGACAGAGUGCAUCGAUCCAUCAAUGGUGCUGGAAAUGGGGAACGCGGGAGUGGAGAAAGGGAUGAAGGAGGUGCUUGGGAUUGCGUUGAGGUGCAUUCGAUCGGUUUCUGAGAGGCCAGGUAUCAAGACCAUUUAUGAAGAUCUCUCUUCCAUAUGAUGAACAGCCGUCCUUUCUUUCUGCAGUGUAGUUUUAGUUAUGGAGUUGGUGUUUUGUUUUCUGCAAUGUUGUUGGUGGGGAGGUUUUAAUGUCUCGUUGGGCCUCUCCUAUGGAAGGAAGCAAAGAGAGUGUUUAGGGGAAUAUUUUGGUGGGUUGUGUAAUGUUUUGGUAAUGUGAUUGUAGGGUAGUGGGAUGUGGUUAGUUUAUGGUAAAAGGGGUUUUGGCGACUGCCUUUGGUUGCCUGCUAAUUUGUAUUAACAACAACCAUUGGGUGUAAAGAUGGAAGAAGGGGAUGGAUCUGUCAAUGCAUGCAAAGGGGUUUUUUGAGAUUUUGUGAGAUGUUGACAUGGCAUUGAUCUGAUCAGGUGAGCAAUAAUUAUAAAAUUGUAUCGUAUUC
This is a messenger RNA of Linum trigynum, 5352 nucleotides long. Lineage: Eukaryota; Viridiplantae; Streptophyta; Magnoliopsida; Malpighiales; Linaceae. The record is from the annotation of a GenBank genome assembly.